Ilex paraguariensis (yerba mate) is the source of this 355-nucleotide messenger RNA. The record is from the annotation of a GenBank genome assembly. Lineage: Eukaryota; Viridiplantae; Streptophyta; Magnoliopsida; Aquifoliales; Aquifoliaceae.
AUGGAUGGAAGCUUUCCUUCGGCUGAUUGCCGAGUUCUAGAAGACAUUGAUGCAUUGAUUGACAAAGAUUUGUUCAGAAACCAGUUGCAGAACUCAAUUGCACUUGAAGAGGAAGCUAAGGUUUUAGUAUCAGAAAUUGAAGAUCACAUUGUGGACACACUGGUGCAUGAAAUGGCCCAUGGAAGCGUUUGAUUGAUGGUGUGCUAUUUCCGUAAAGAUGGUGAUGAAUGCUAUUCUUCGGAUCUGAGCCACUUAUCCAUGGUGGUGGCCUUUUUUGUAAAUAGAGAAGUCAAAUAGGGGUAGACGUGGAGUUUCAUUGGUUGUUCUUUUUCAGAGAAAAAAAAACCCAGCAUGG